AUCAACUACCUCAUACCUAGAACCAAAGGCUGAUUCGAAGAUUUUCUGGGGCCGUUAAGGCUUCCACAGCGUGAAUCAACUAGAUCGUAUAGUCAUGUCGAUGGGGCGGAAGUAUGAGAAGGAUAUAAAGUACCUUUCAGACAACAACAACAACAACAACAACAACAACACCAACAACCUAUCCAGUAUUCAUCCCUUCACUCAACCCAUCCCCUCAAUAACCCAAACACCAGAAUCAACCCCAACUCAAAAUGUCCCGCCUCAUCGACGCCGUCCCACCCCCCUCGCAACCCCCCAAGAUGGAAGUUCUCAUCCUGGGAAUGCCCCGAACCGGCACCAUCUCAAUCCGCCUCGCCUUCGAAAUCCUCUCCUACAAGCCCUUCCACGGCCGCAUGAUGGACACCCUCACUCACCUCUACCCCCUAUGGACCGAAGCCCUCUCAGCCCGAUACCUGCACACCGUUCCCGUGUACACCCGACCCGACUACGAUAAGCUCUUCUCCGGAUUCAACGUCUCGUGCAACAUCCCCGGUACUCUCGUCGCCGAAGACCUCAUAAGAGCGUAUCCCGAGGCCAAGGUGAUUCUAAGCACCCGAGACGUGGACAAGUGGCUUGGUUCUAUGCACAAGUCAGUGGAUAAGGCUGUACAGUGGAAGUCGUUUGAUUGGGUGGCGCGGUGGGACACUAAAGUAAUAAACCCCUGGUGGCAAUACCACAAAUUCACACACAGUCUCCGCCACCUCAUCGCCCCGAAUGGUGAGCGCCAAGCAUAUCUAGAUCACUACGCACGCAUCAAGGAACUUGUGCCCGAAGACCGUUUGCUGGAGUUCAAUCCUGCGGAAGGGUGGGAGCCGUUGUGCGAGUUCUUGGGAAGGCCGGUGCCUGAGAUGCCGUUUCCGUGCGUGAAUAAUACGGAGCAGUUUUUGGAGGGGAGGAAGAGGAGGUGGUGGAGGAGUGUGGGGUUGAUGGUGGUUAAGACAAGGUGGAAGUCGGACGAGGCUGUGAUUGACGUGCAUGCAUCUUGGGGCCGCUUACCCGUCUCACUCUGA
Aspergillus sclerotioniger CBS 115572 is the source of this 1049-nucleotide messenger RNA. RefSeq names its product sulfotransferase family protein. The coding region runs from base 252 to 1049 and encodes 265 amino acids. Lineage: Eukaryota; Fungi; Ascomycota; Eurotiomycetes; Eurotiales; Aspergillaceae. The transcript is spliced from 4 exons. The record is from RefSeq and is a predicted model, not a curated record.